UGUUGGAUCAGUAAAAACUUUACUUCCGCUUCGCAUGAAGCUCAGGUCACAGGUGUAGUGAUUUAAGCAGGAUUCAGUUGUUAGUCCUCCAUGGGGCAGUGCUGGACUCAGCUAUGCGGACCGGGCAACGAGGAUGAAGGCAAUACGGGUUCAGCAGAGCUUGCUGGGGGAAAUGUUCAACUGGUGACGACCAUGGAGAAGUGGGAAGAGUUGAUAUCUGAAGCAAACAAUAAUGGCCAGAGCGUGCUGGUAAAUUUCAGUGCAUCGUGGUGCAAUCCUUGCCGACAAGCAGCACCGGCGUACCGCGAGCUCGCGGACAAGCAUACCACGGUCAUGUUUAUUACCGUGGACGUUGACAAGUUAGCGGAGUUUAGUUCUUCGUGGGAUAUAAAAGCGACGCCGACGUUCUUCUUCCUGAAAGAAGGGCGGCAGGUGGACAAGUUGGUCGGCGGCAGCAAGCAGGAGCUGGAGAAGAGAAUACUCGCCAUGGCGGAGACACCGGCAGCGGCCGCCGCCGCCACCGCAAGUUGAUGAUGAUAGAGUUUGGUCGGUUGAUUCAUUCAAACACUAAACGCUACAUACUAUAAUUGUAGAAAGAAAGAAAGCAAAGAGACACGGAGAAGAGAAAAUUGUGCAGAUAUUUGUUGCAAAUCAAAUUCUGGGUUUUGUCGCUCGUGAAAGUUUGCAAAUUUUUAAAUUUUCAUACCUUUUGUAUUUUGGCUAGAGAAAUUAAUUACAACUUUUCUUGGGGAGAAA
Messenger RNA from Ipomoea triloba (trilobed morning glory), 756 nucleotides. Its product is annotated as thioredoxin H4-1-like. The record is from RefSeq and is a predicted model, not a curated record. The coding region runs from base 91 to 531 and encodes 146 amino acids. Lineage: Eukaryota; Viridiplantae; Streptophyta; Magnoliopsida; Solanales; Convolvulaceae. The transcript is spliced from 5 exons.